This is a messenger RNA of Musa acuminata subsp. malaccensis (wild Malaysian banana), 1678 nucleotides long. Its product is annotated as protein TIFY 8. Gene Ontology annotation, biological process: regulation of jasmonic acid mediated signaling pathway; response to wounding; regulation of defense response. Lineage: Eukaryota; Viridiplantae; Streptophyta; Magnoliopsida; Zingiberales; Musaceae. The record is from RefSeq and is a predicted model, not a curated record. Gene Ontology annotation, cellular component: nucleus.
UAAAAAAUCAUAAAGAAAAAGAGGAAAAAUAAAAGGCAGAGGAGAGUGAGGAGGGGACCAGAACGCAAAGCUCUUGCCUUCUGCUUUCCGGUGUGUUGAUUCCUCUGAUUAAAAGAUCACUCUCCAUCUCCCUCUCCCUCUCCUAUACCCCCUCCCCUUUUGAGAACCCUCGCUCAAGCUUUAUUUCUCUUUUUCCUUUCUGGGAGUCCGAGCCCUGAUUCGGGAUUGCAGGACGUCGGCAAUGGGGUGUCGGAGGAUCGGAGGAUUACGGUUGUGGUAGUGGUGGUGGUGAUGGAUAUGGGCCGGGAUGAGAGCAAGCAAAAGGAAAAUCCCUGCUUCCAUGACUUCUUGGGCAUGAGCGUGCACUGCGCUGAGAAGACGCCCCCGCCGGAUCUCCUCUCCAGUGGCGGACACAGCGGCGCCGCCGACGACGCUUAUGCUGCCUCGGUGGUGGUCUCUGCAGCCCGCCAUCGUGGCCUUAUGUCGCCAACUUGUGAUCUCGGUUCAGAGAGGCAGGGGGUGAAAGGUUCUGAAGUUUUUCACUUUCAUGGUAGGAAGAGUGCUGUACCAGGGCCUGAUGUUGGCAAUACAUUGUCUGGAAGAAAGAGGAGCAGUUCUGAAUCAAUACAUUCAGGUUCAAUAAAUAGAGUGCAUCCUGUGUGCUCAGAUUCUCUCGAAAGCUCAUGCCUGGUUAAGAUGUUUGGAAAAGAGGUGGUUAGUGAGCACCUGGGAAAAUCUCAUGAUGACAAAAUUAUGCUAUCAAUGCUACGACCACCAAGGCCGACUUCUUUGAUCUUACAUCCUCUUAGUAGCAGAUCUGAUUCACCUACGUUCAAGGAGGAACAAUCAUUGUCCAAAAAUUCUGGACAGAUAUCAAAUCAUGCUCCACGGUUUUCCCAAGCUGGGAUGUACUUAGGUUUGGCUUCUUCCUUGUAUGCGUACAAAGAUGCCAAUGCAGUUGCAAUGAUUAUUUCACAAUCUGCUACAGAUGAUGGUUCUCAAACAGCCAUUGGAGGAUCUGGAGUUAUGAGUACUGAUAACCCAAUUAACAUGGCUUUUGGGAGAAACUCAACUGGGUUCUUGAAUAAACCCAAGUCUUCUCUGGCUAUUGAAUCAGAACCUUCUAAUAUUGUAAGGCGUUCUACGACAUCAUCUGCUGGUCGUCAAAUGACAAUAUUCUAUGCUGGUCAAGCGCAUGUUUUUGAUAAUGUCCAACCAAAUAAGGCAGACGUUAUAAUGGCUCUAGCCAGAAUAAAUGGUGGGUCAUGGUCGACCUCUCACACUUCCAAAUCCAGCGAACGGACAACCAUGAAUGAAGCUAAAGUGCCUGUUCAUGGAGAUAUGGGUCAUGGGAUAAGCCAACUUGCAGGGAUCCCACUUGCAAGUGUUCUUUCUGGUGUUACAUCUGGUGGCGGAACGAUCGGCCGAGAUGGGAGAUCGAUGACUCAAGCAACAGAACCUACCAUGGGAGACAGGAGAGAUGCAUGAUUUAGUCAUGUCCUGCUGUGGAUACAUUGUCUCGGUGACGUUUAGGCAUCUCAAUUUUGUCAUCAGAUGCUUUGGUUUAUCAACCUACCUUGUAGACUACCUAUAUGCUUUUUGUAGGCGCACAACUCUUCACGGGGUGAUCGAUCACCUUCGACAUAUAUGCAUUUUGUGCAGUUUGGCUAAUUUUUUC